Raphanus sativus (radish) is the source of this 1627-nucleotide messenger RNA. RefSeq lists its product as uncharacterized. NCBI's taxonomy places the organism in Eukaryota, Viridiplantae, Streptophyta, Magnoliopsida, Brassicales, Brassicaceae. The record is from RefSeq and is a predicted model, not a curated record. The transcript has 5 exons. Bases 185 to 796 code for a protein of 203 amino acids.
CCUCUUCCUCUUUCUCUUCCGUUCUUCUGUAGUUAUGGUGUUCAUUAACACUCAACUAGGCACUUCUUCUGUCUUCCGUAACGUCUCUCUAAUCCUUUUAUAUAGAGUUUACGAAGUUAGCUCCCAACCCUUUUCUGUUCACUCCUCAUAGCAUCGUUUUCAUCAUUUUGAUACUCUUGCAAAAAUGACUCCACCGGCUGUCUUCGCCGCCGUCUCUGCCGUCGCCCCCGUCUUUGUCGUCCCCGCCGUCUCCGCAGACGCCGCCGUCUCCGCCGCCGCCGCCGUCCCAUACACCAUUUUCGGCUCACUCCGACUUGGCAGGACCGCCCAGUCUUUGGUCGGUAGACUCAUCCGGUUCUGGGAUGCUAAGGAUAUCGAUAAGAACGGGGAACUAUUGGGAAUAACCUUUCUACUACUUGAUGAGAAGGACUCGGUGAUACACGGUUUCAUCCCCGCUAACCGGGUCAGCCAUUACCGGUCAUCACUGGUGUCCGGUUCAAUUGUCAGAUUGGAGUGCUUUGAGGUUGCAAGGGUGUCCCAUAUGUAUAAGGUCACCGAACAUCAGUUUGUGAUUCGAUUCCUUCCUUCAACACGAAUGGUCGGAGACCAAGUGGUUGGUCCUGUGAUCAAAACCAACGGCUUCAUGGUGAGGCGUAUUGGCCAUCUGCAAGUUCUUGCCAAUACUAACUUGGAGCUUCCAGAUGUUGUAGGAGAGAUCCGAUCGGUGCAGGGUUCCGAUCUGGAGAACAACGCAGACACGAGCAGGAUUCUUGUCUGUCUCCUUAUCGAACCGUAAGUCAUUUUGAAGUUUUAUAUUCUCUCAGGUUGGGAAGCAUGCUCUGUUUUAAAAAUUUUAAUGGUGUUGUGAUGUCUAUCUGUGAAAUUAUUGUUCUGUUGUGUUGUCUGAGUUUUGGCUUCAUAAAUCUUGGUUCGGUUGAGAUUAUUAUUCUGUUGUGUUGUCUAAGUUUUGGCUUCAUAAAUCUUCGGUGAAGUUUUAUAUUCUCUCAGGUUGGGAAGCAUGUUCUGUUUUAAAGAUUUUAAUGGUGUUGUGAUGUCUAUCUGUGAAAUUAUUGUUCUGUUGUGUUGUCUGAGUUUUGGCUUCAUAAAUCUUCGGUUCGGUUGAGAUUAUUGUUCUGUUGUGUUGUCUAAGUUUUGGCUUCAUAAAUCUUCGGUUCUGUUGCUAUUACAGGGCUGUGACCGUUUACGUGUCCUUACGGGAUGAUGCUGCAUCAAGCUUCAGGGGUUUUUUGAAGGUUGCAGAUAGCUCCCAGUCUGUUAUGUUGGUGACCUCGGUUAGUCCUAAGCUGUUUGGAGGGAACCUGUACUUGAAUUCCACCCAAGGAACUAGGUUCUUUUUUGACACCAGCCUCCCUGAGAUAGCAGAGUUUGUAAGCAGUAUCGGAGCUACAGCAGCUCAGGGAUACACCUAUGUAACUCAGGAACACCUUGAGAGCUUCCCUCCCCACGUUGAGGAAAACGUCGGACUUGCAGCUUCAUCUUCUGGGCCUGCUAUGUUGGGAAACAAGAUGGAUGAGGAGUGUGCUUCAGACACCCCUCCAGGGGAGUCAGAUGCUCAGAAGAAGCGCAAGAGUGGUGGCAGUGAGUAAUUGGGAAACCUUUUCCUGUU